AUGGGAGAGAUAUCAUUGCCACCCGGUUUUCGAUUCCAUCCAACUGAUGAAGAACUAGUAGGAUAUUAUCUUAAAAGAAAAGUGGAAGGACUUGAAAUUGAGCUUGAUGUUAUACCUGUCAUUGAUUUUUACAAAUUCGAUCCAUGGGAGUUGCCUGAGAAAUCGUUUCUACCAAAACGAGAUUUAGAAUGGUUUUUCUAUUGUCCACGCGAUCAAAAGUAUCCAAACGGAUCAAGAACAAAUAGAGCUACCAAAGCCGGUUACUGGAAAGCCACCGGAAAGGAGAGAAAGAUUGUGUGUCAAGGCACUUCAUCUACUAUCACAGGAAACUGCAAAGCACUUGUUUUCUAUCUUGGAAAGGCCCCUUUAUGGAAUAGAACUAGCUGGAUCAUGCACGAGUAUCGCCUCACCGAUGAUCUUGGUCAAGACCCGCCGUAUUUUAAGGGUGGUUUUGCUUUGUGCCGAGUUAUUAAAAAGAAUGAAAAGAGAAAGAGGAUUGGAACUAGUUCCGGUGAUGUUUCUUCUCAAGCAAGUCACCUGAAUAAUGAGAUUGGAUAUUCAAGCCUUGUUACUUCUAUGCAAAAUGUGGCUCCAAUUGCUGAGCUUAACCAUGUUUUAAUAGAAACCAAUCCUUCAAACUUAUGUAUCUCCCCAGAUAUGAUUCUUGAUUCUUCAAAGGAGUAUACCAUAAUACAAGAAGCAGUGUCUCAAUAUUUUCCUAGGCAUGACUCACAAAAUCAGUCAUUGGAACAUGAAACAAUUUCACCUACUUUAUCCUUCUCAAAUUUAGAGAGUGAAAUUGAAUUUUCUGAUAAUGUAAGUCAAAUUGGAUGCAUAUCACCUUACCCAAUUCAUGGGAAUAUCAUGGACUACGACGAAAAUUGGGAAGUUCCUUAUGAGGCUUAUCAUCAAAUUAAUUCAGUCUCACAUCAAGAUCCAAUUUGA
Molecule: messenger RNA, 945 nt
Organism: Lathyrus sativus (Indian pea)
Lineage: Eukaryota; Viridiplantae; Streptophyta; Magnoliopsida; Fabales; Fabaceae
Source: the annotation of a GenBank genome assembly